UAAUUACGAAUUGGAAAAGAAAACUAGAAAUCUACAGAAAAUAGGAGGAGGAGGAGAAAACAGAGCCGAGAGAGGGAAUUUGGGAAGUGGGGCGAGCACAGAGAGAGCUGAAGAAGGAAGACAAGAGAAAGGUGUGCAGUUUUAAGUCGGUUUUGUUGAAUGGCGAGCAGGUAUUGGGUGGUGUCUCUGCCGGUCCAAAACUCGGCGUCGUCUCUAUGGAACCGUCUCCAGGAACAAAUCUCCAAGCAUUCCUUCGAUACUCCCCUCUACAGAUUCAAUAUUCCUAAUCUCCGUGUUGGAACUCUGGAUUCUCUUCUCUCCCUCAGCGACGAUCUCUUGAAGUCCAACAACUUUGUAGAGGGUGUUUCUCACAAGAUCAGGCGCCAGAUCGAGGAACUGGAGAGGGUUUCAGGCGUGGAGAGCAGCGCACUCACUGUCGAUGGUGUACCUGUUGAUUCUUACCUUACUAGGUUCGUUUGGGAUGAAGCCAAGUACCCUACAAUGUCGCCUUUGAAGGAGGUCGUAGACAGCAUUCAUGGUCAAGUCGCAAAGAUUGAGGAUGAUCUGAAGGUUCGCGUAGCUGAGUAUAACAAUGUCCGCAGUCAACUUAAUGCUAUCAACAGAAAGCAGAGUGGAAGCUUAGCAGUCCGUGAUCUUUCCAAUUUAGUGAAACCAGAGGACAUCGUUACCUCAGAACAUCUAGUGACCCUCCUUGCAGUUGUUCCCAAGUAUUCUCAGAAGGAUUGGCUAUCAAGCUAUGAAACCUUGACUAACUAUGUGGUCCCUAGGUCCUCUAAGAAGUUAUUUGAAGAUAAUGAAUAUGCACUUUACACUGUAACACUGUUCAAUCGGGUCGCAGAUAAUUUUAGAACAAGUGCUCGUGAAAAGGGGUUCCAAAUUCGUGAUUUCGAAUACAGUUCUGAAGCACAAGAAAGUCGAAAGCAGGAGUUAGAAAAAUUGGUACAAGACCAAGAAAAUUUAAGAAGCUCCCUUUUGCAGUGGUGCUAUGCCAGUUAUGGAGAGGUUUUCAGCUCCUGGAUGCAUUUUUGUGCUGUACGUAUCUUUGCAGAGAGUAUUCUGAGAUAUGGUUUACCACCAUCUUUCUUGGCAUGUGUCUUAGCUCCGACUACAAAAAGUGAGAAGAAAGUACGUUCAAUCCUUGAAGGGUUGUGCGAUAGUGGUAACAGUACCUUCUGGAAAACUGACGAUGAAGUUGGGGGAGCGAUGGCUGGUCUAGGAGGCGAUGCUGAUGCACAUCCAUAUGUUUCAUUCACAAUCAAUCUUGUUUGAAUGGGCGCAAGAUUGUCCUGUCAGUUUCGCAAUCUGAAUUUGAGUAUUCCUUUAGACAACAAUAACAGGGGAGCGGGGUAUUUGUAUAUUGGCAUUGAUAGCUAUAUUCUAUGUUUAUUUACUUAUAAUUGCUGCUUUGAGAUUUUCCGUGAGCGUUUAUCGGGAGGUGAACUUUACUGGGAUGCUCUUUCAUCUCAAAACUUUUAGUAGUCUUUUGUUUUGGUACUGAAGACUUGUAGUUGUUUUUUUCUUUCUGUUUUACUCACCCAUGAUAUCUGUAGAGCAUGAAACCGACGUUCUUGAUGUACCUCUUUUUUAUAAUUAUUUGAAAGAAAUUAUGCAAUAAA
This is a messenger RNA of Prunus mume (Japanese apricot), 1637 nucleotides long. RefSeq names its product vacuolar ATP synthase subunit C (VATC) / V-ATPase C subunit / vacuolar proton pump C subunit (DET3) (gene DET3). Gene Ontology annotation, biological process: proton transmembrane transport. Gene Ontology annotation, cellular component: vacuolar proton-transporting V-type ATPase, V1 domain. Gene Ontology annotation, molecular function: proton-transporting ATPase activity, rotational mechanism. The record is from RefSeq and is a predicted model, not a curated record. Lineage: Eukaryota; Viridiplantae; Streptophyta; Magnoliopsida; Rosales; Rosaceae.